Messenger RNA from Ilex paraguariensis (yerba mate), 609 nucleotides. NCBI's taxonomy places the organism in Eukaryota, Viridiplantae, Streptophyta, Magnoliopsida, Aquifoliales, Aquifoliaceae. The record is from the annotation of a GenBank genome assembly.
AUGGACCAUCGUGGUUGGCUGGUGAAUCUCAAACUAUCCAAAUACGUCCUAUUAAAUUGCCUGAAAGGUCCAACCCACACUAAAUUGGGCUUUGUUUUCUUACCAACACCUCAGCAUGUUAUAGACAUAUUGAGGUUGGGUUUGGAUGAAACUGUGCAAAUCCCAUUAGGCGAUCAUGGCUGGGUUCGAGCAACCCUAACUCUCCGAAUGCAUCCGGGUGGCAACCUUCCCAUUGUGGGCAAGAGGGCUAAUGAGCCAGAUGUAGCCGAGUUCAUUUCAGCACUUGCAGCAGGCAACAAUGCUCAACUCAUGGUGGUUGCAUCUGCCAGCACCGCCGCCUCCAUCACUCUAGCCCUGGUGGCUGCAGCUCAUCAAACCGGGGGACGAGUCGUGUGUAUCAAACCAGGGCUGGAGGAACUACAGUUGUCCAAACAAGCUCUAGGCAACAGUGCAAGCAAUGUUGAGUUUGUUAUGGGGGAAGCUCAAAAUGUACUUUUGAAUCAGUACAGGGAAGCAGAUUUUGUAGUCAUAGAUUGUAACCUUGAUAGCCAUGAAGGAAUUUCACAGCAGUGCAAGCGAGCUGGAGACCUAACAGCACUGUCGUUUUAG